Nothobranchius furzeri (turquoise killifish) is the source of this 3035-nucleotide messenger RNA. Its product is annotated as long-chain-fatty-acid--CoA ligase ACSBG2. Gene Ontology annotation, cellular component: membrane; endoplasmic reticulum. The record is from RefSeq and is a predicted model, not a curated record. Gene Ontology annotation, molecular function: long-chain fatty acid-CoA ligase activity. NCBI's taxonomy places the organism in Eukaryota, Metazoa, Chordata, Actinopteri, Cyprinodontiformes, Nothobranchiidae.
ACCAACACCAGCGUUUGUCAGCUGCUGUGUUUCAUGCAGCUUUCUGCAGCUGUACUCAUUUGGGUGUCGUGUUUCAGCUCAUUUAGUCUCCGACUGAUCGUUAGCUGCUCAAGAUUUCACAGAAGAGACAAAUAAAUCUGCUUCAGGUCUCCUGAAGGUUGAUCGGCUGCUCAAAGGUUAUUGGUCGUUUACCUGUGUCGAGCAAAGGUGGAUGAAGGUGUCCCACACAGACUGAUGUCACUCAGCUGUGAAAGGAGACGAGCAAAUAAAUGAUGAGUUUCCAGGAAAGUCCAGUCGUGAGUGGAGAUGCUGCUGUGGACGGUAACUCUGACAGUGUCCUGUCUCAGAAAACUAACUUCCAAGUGAUGCCCAACGGAAAAGCGGACACAGCUGAGCCCAAGGAAGCCCCGGCUUUUAACUCUCCUCCUAAACCUCCCAGAUGUCUUCCUGAGCUGGGCGGAGCUGCUGAAGUUCUUCCGCCAGAAGAGCACAAGGCCGUUCCUCUGUCAACGUCAAACUUGGCGACGAUUUUGGCCCCCGCCAAGGAGCUGUGGAGCUCCAGCAGAGACAAGGCGGUCAGGCUGAGGAUGGAGAACUCCGGUCCGGGCUCAGAGACCCCCAUGACCAUCCAUCAGAUGUUCCUGGAGACGGUGGAGUGGUGCGGGGAUAAGCCAGCUUUGGUUUCUAAGACGGACGGCCGGUGGGUGACCCUGACCUGGAGGGAGUACUAUGAGGAAUGUCGUACAGCAGCUAAAAGUUUCCUCAAGCUGGGCCUGGAACGUUUCCAUGGAGUCGGCAUCCUAGGAUUCAACUCUCCGGAGUGGUUCAUCUCGGAUGUCGGCUGCAUCUUCGCAGGGGGUCUGGCGACGGGCAUUUACACGACCAACUCACCAGAGGCGUGUCAGUAUGUCGCUGCCAACUGUGAAGCCGACGUCCUGGUUGUAGAAAACCAGAAACAACUGGACAAAAUCCUAAAGGUUAAAGGUCAGCUACCUCACCUGAAAGCCAUCGUUCAGUAUAAAGGUGAGCUGCAGCAGAAAGCACCCUUCCUGUAUACGUGGGCGGAGUUCAUGAAGCUUGGAGAGGACGUGUCCAACGAGCAGCUGAAUGCUGUGAUUGACAGCCUUCGGUCCAACGAGUGCUGCAGCCUCAUCUACACAUCUGGAACCACUGGGAACCCCAAAGGAGUCAUGCUGAGCCAUGACAAUAUCAGCUGGACGGCCCGGACGGUUUUUAAAAUGAUAAAUGAAAACUACGGUGAGGAAGUUCUGGUUAGUUACUUGCCCCUCAGCCACGUAGCAGCCCAGAUGAUCGACAUUUGGGGCUGCAUGAGUCUUGGAGGAACCAUCUACUUUGCAGAUCCGGACGCCCUAAAGGGAUCCUUGGUAAACACGCUAAAAGAAGUUCGUCCCACCGGUUUCCUGGGGGUUCCCCGGGUUUGGGAGAAGAUGCAAGAGAAGAUGAAAGCUGCUGGGUCCAAGGCUUCCCCGCUAAAGAAGAGACUGGCGGACUGGGCCAAAUCUGUGGGCCUUCAGUACAACUACAGCGUAAUGAACGGGGAGAACGCGGUGCCGUGGGGCUUCAUGCUGUCUAAUAAUCUGGUCUUUAAGAGGGUCCGGGCUGGUCUGGGUUUGGACCGCUGCACAUUCUGCUGCACCGGUGCUGCUCCCAUCACCAAAGACACCCUGGAGUACUUUAUGAGCCUGAACAUCCCGGUGAAGGAGCUCUACGGCAUGAGUGAAAGCUCCGGACCUCACACGGUCUCCAUCAACCAGUAUCGCAUCGGAAGCUGUGGAAAAGUGAUGCCAGGCUGCAAGACCAAGCUGGACCAUCCAGAUGAGGACGGGAACGGGGAGAUUUGCUUUUGGGGUCGACAUGUCUUCAUGGGCUACCUGAACAUGCCCGACAAAACCGUGGAGGCCCUGGACGAGGAUGGCUGGCUGCACUCCGGAGAUCUAGGAAAACACGACAAGGACGACUUCCUGUACAUCACGGGCAGAAUCAAAGAGCUGAUCAUCACUGCAGGUGGGGAGAACAUCCCUCCUGUUCCCAUCGAGGACGCGGUAAAGACCGAGGUGCCCAUCAUCAGCAAUGCCAUGCUGAUCGGAGACAAGCUCAAGUUCCUCUCCAUGAUGCUCACACUCAAAUGUGAGAUGGACGACAACGGUGAACCCACAGAUGAUCUGAGUCCUGAAGUUUUGGACUUCUGCCAGCAGCACGGUGUCAAAUCAACCAAGGUGUCAGAGGUCAUAGCCAAUAAGGAGCCAGCAAUCUACAAAGCCAUUCAGGAGGGAAUGGAGCGAGUCAACGCCAGAUCUACAUCCAACGCCCAGAAGGUCCAGAAGUGGAUCGUUCUGGGGCGAGACUUCUCUGUCGUUGGUGGAGAACUGGGACCCACCCUGAAACUGAGGAGGCCCGUUGUGGUGAAAAUGUACCAGGAUGAGAUUAAUGAGCUGUACACAGCGGCUGCAGAACAGCAGUAGACUUUAAGGCUCGGCGAGCGGGGACGACCGUGAGACGAGUUCACCGUGCUAAACACGCAGCUCUGACGUAGAAACGAGGUUUGUGCUGCUGAAAGCUGAAAAAACUCUUCUGUUUGGUAUUUAAACUGUAAAAACGUUCAGCGUCAAAGCAACUUCAUAUUUAUACAGAUCUAAGAGUGAUCACUCAACAAGCAGGAUCGGGAAAACUGGACAUCAGUCCGCUUUUAGAUGGAGAACAUUUAUAUAUUUUUAUAGUUUUUAUCAGAUUUUGUACCCAAGAAUCCACUGUGAUCAUAAACUAGUUUUAUUUCUGAUGCUGCGUCUAUUUAACUUUGAUCACUGGUUAAAUAUGAUGGUUUGUUUGUGAAACUAAAUAAAAAAUCUUUCUAUAUUUUGAAUUUAAUGUAAAAGUCUAUUUAACUUCUCACAAAUGCAAAAUGUAAACAAAAAACAAUCUUAAAUUGUACCGUGUAGUUUGACUCCUUAUGAAAGUAUUUAUUUUCUGAAAGAUUUUCCAAAAUUGACAAUAAAAUGUUUGUGAUUUGGAACGCA